Molecule: messenger RNA, 1409 nt
Organism: Labrus bergylta (ballan wrasse)
Lineage: Eukaryota; Metazoa; Chordata; Actinopteri; Labriformes; Labridae
Product: NF-kappa-B inhibitor alpha
Biological process (GO): toll-like receptor 4 signaling pathway; cellular response to tumor necrosis factor
Cellular component (GO): cytosol
Molecular function (GO): NF-kappaB binding
Source: RefSeq, a predicted model, not a curated record
ACUGCACUAGACAGCCCUGACCCUUGGAUAGAGACAGAACUGUGUCUUGUGACAGUCGCAAAGUCAACAUGGACGUGCAAAGAGUUUCUCACCACAACCAAAUGGAUUAUAACUUCGACAACAUGGAGCCCAAACACGGGAAAAUGUUGCCUUGCCACGAUGACCGUUUUGAUUCCGGCCUGGAAUCCUUGAAGGAGGACGAGUUGGUGAACGAGUUUGAGGACAUGAGCGUGAAACCGAGCGAGGAGCUCACACAGGAAUACGAGCCUUGGAGGACUGCAGUGACUGAAGAUGGUGACACACUUCUACACUUGGCCAUCAUUCAUGAAGCCACAGACCAUACCUUUCAGAUGAUCAAACUGUCCCAGAAUCACUCCUUCCUCAAUGUGCAGAACCACCAGAGACAGACUGCGCUCCACCUGGCAGUAAUCACAGAGCAGCCUCAGCUGGUGGAGAAGCUCCUGAAGGCCGGCUGUGACCCGCGGUUGUCAGACGACAGUGGGAACACAGCUCUCCACAUCGCCUGCAAGAAGGGCUCUCUCUCCUGCUUUGGCGUCAUCACCCAGAACUGCCAACGCCACCUUUCCUCCAUCCUGUCCUUCCCCAACUAUAAUGGACAGAACUGUCUCCACUUGGCGUCCAUUAACGGCUACAUCUCAUUGGUUGAAACUCUUGUUCAGCUUGGUGCAGACAUCAAUGCACAGGAACAGUGCAGUGGACGGACGUCACUCCAUCUAGCCGUGGAUCUCCAGAACCCCACACUUGUCCGUCGCCUCCUUGAACUCGGUGCUGAUGUAAACUGCUUUAACUAUGGCGGCUUCACACCGUACCACCUCACCUACGGGCGCCAUAACGAAGAGAUCCGCUGCCAGCUGUACGAGAGGACGGCCCAAGAACUGAGGGCGCUGCCUGAGAGUGAUUCAGACGAGAGUGAUAUGGAGGACGUGGACGGGUCGGAAGAUGAGCUGUACGACGACAUAAAGUUUGGAAAAUAAACCGAACUGUCCCCCGUCUGGUGGUGUGAACCACACUCAAGCUGCUACAGGGUUGCCCAGAAUCAGCCCCGCAACGAGGGACACAUCAGUCCACGUCCCCCGUCCAGGCCCAGGUCCAGGUCCAGGUCCAAAGAGCUGGUCCUGGGAUCUCACAGACAUGAAUGAAGACGGCGUAAACCAUGGUCAAGUCCAGUCCAGAUCAUGAGACGAUCUGAAACCAUAAUACAGCGAGACAACGACCUCCAUGUUCUGUAAAGUGCUGACAAAUUGAUAAAGAUGUGUAAAUAUAUGUGACUGUUGUAAAAUAUUGUAAAUACAGAGAUAUUAUUUUUUUUUACCUGUACAAAUGUGUGAAUUUUAAACACUAUUAACACACAAUGUUUGAGAAUAAAAAAUAAGUUUAUUGAAUAUAAA